Messenger RNA from Ziziphus jujuba (common jujube), 5588 nucleotides. Its product is annotated as disease resistance protein At4g27190. The coding region runs from base 327 to 3248 and encodes 973 amino acids. The record is from RefSeq and is a predicted model, not a curated record. Gene Ontology annotation, molecular function: ADP binding; protein binding. The transcript has 2 exons. NCBI's taxonomy places the organism in Eukaryota, Viridiplantae, Streptophyta, Magnoliopsida, Rosales, Rhamnaceae.
CAUUAGAAAAUAGGUCAAGAAUUAUAGGAUUUCUAGAAAAUUCACAAUAUCAGUACCCAUAUUGGAAACGUAAAAAUUCAAAUAGAGGAGUGGCAUUCUGGUAUUUUAACCAUCUUCUUUUGAUCCAUCAUGUCAAUAAUGGACCCAACGAUGAGAAACUGAUCUCAUGUGAAAGUCAAUGCUUGCAAAAUAAAUAAUAGUUUUCACACAUUCAUUUCUUUGAAACAGUUUUCCUUAAAAACCAGUCAAUAUUUGCAUUCUUUCUGAAAUCUCCUUUGCUUCAAUCUUGUUGAGCAUCUAGCUUUCUAAUCAAACAUAAUUCUGCCAUGGAAGUUGCAACCUCCAUCUUGGGUUCAAUAGUGGCAGAAACAGGAAGAUUGUUUUGCGGUUCUAUAUAUUCAAAGAUCAAAAGAACCGUCAAAUUCCACAAGGAUCUUGAUGAAUUGGUGAAGAAGCUGAAAAGUCUGAUCGAUCUUGGAGACGAUGUCAAGCUUCGAUUGGUAUCAGCUGAGAACCAAGGAAGAACACCUACAUGUAAAGUGAAAGAGUGGCUUAGAAAGGUAGAAAAUGUUGUGCUCAAGGUGAAGUCAAUGCAAGCAGAUAUAGAAGUCAAUGACAAAAAGAAGAAACUCGGUCGUCUCUUUUGCUACAAUCCGCGGAUCAGACAUAGCAAGAAAGUGGCAAGAUGCAUCAAAGAGGUAGAAACUCUGCUAAAAGCCGGCAGCUUCACAGAUAGCAUGGUUUCUUUCAACCAUCCAGCAGCAGCAGUUGAGCACAUUCCUGGACCUUCAAUUGAAGAUCAAACAACAGCGUCGAGAACUUUAGCCGAGCUCUUGAAGAUAUUGCAGGAUGACAGGUUUCUUAGAAUAGGUGUAUGGGGCAUGGGGGGAGUAGGUAAAACUACACUUGUAAAGAGUUUGAACAACAAGCUCAAGAGUUCUUUCCAAAUGCAACCUUUCAGUUCUGUCAUUUGGGCAACGGUGUCCAAGGAGUUCAACAUGAAAAGGGUCCAGAAGCAAAUAGCUGAGAGACUGAAUUUGGAGGUGAAUGUGGAAGAAAGCAUGGAGAGAACAGCUAGUCGGUUGUAUCAAAGGCUGGAGAAGGAGGAAAAAUUUCUUCUCAUUCUAGAUGAUGUUUGGGAGAAAAUUGAUUUGGACUGCUUGGGUGUCCCUCAGCCUGAAGAUCAUAAUGGUUCUAAAAUCAUAUUGACAUCUCGGUUUUCAGAAGUAUGCAGGGAGAUGAUGACUGAUGUCGAAGUUAGAAUGAAUAUCCUCACUGAUGAAGAAUCUUGGAAAUUGUUUUGUCGAAAUGCAGGGGAGGUCGCAAGUUCAGAACAGAUUAAACCAUUGGCAGAAGCUGUUGCUCGAGAAUGUGGUGGAUUGCCUUUGGCUAUCAUCACCAUGGGAAGUGCAAUGAGGGGAAAGACAAAGGUUGAGCUGUGGCAACACGCCUUGAGUGAGUUGCGAAGCUCGGUUCCUUGCAUAGGAAGCAUAAAGAAUAAGGUUUAUAACCCAUUGAAAUGGAGCUAUGACUCACUAGAAGGCGAAGGUUUGAUAGAUGAACAGAAUAACUUCGAGAAUUCAGUUAACAAGGGAAUAGCUUGGAUAGAAAUUCUAAAGGAUUCUUGUUUAUUAGAAGAUGGUGGUUGGGAGGGAACUGUGAAGAUGCACGAUAUAGUUCGCGAUGUUGCUAUAUGGAUUGCAUCAUCAAUGGAGGAUGAAUGUAAAUCCUUAGUUCAAUCAGGGAUUGGUUUGAGUGAGAUUUCAGGGGUACAGUUAUCAGAUUCUCUCAAAAGAAUUUCAUUCAUGAAUAACAAGAUAAAUAAGCUACCUGAUUGUGAAAUCCAAUGUUCAAAGGCCUCAACUUUACUACUCCAAUGUAACCUGCCACUUGACAAAGUCCCUGAAAGAUUCCUACAAGGAUUUCUGUCGCUUAGAGUCUUAAAUCUAAGUGGAACCCGCAUCCAAGCAUUGCCUCAUACCCUUUUUCAACUGAGUGACCUUCGUGCUCUUCUCCUCGCAGAUUGCUUCUUUCUUGAGGAGUUACCUCCACUUGGAUCCCUUGGCAGACUUCAGGUGCUUGAUCUUUCUGCCACUCGUAUCAAAGAAUUAUCUGAAGAAAUGGAACACUUGAUCAACUUAAGGCAUUUGAAUCUAUCCCGCACUCACUAUCUGAAGAAAAUUCAAGCUGGAAUGGUGUCUAGAUGGGCUUCUUUAGAGGUUCUAGAUAUGACACUCAGUACUUACCAUUGGGGUACAGCAGGAGAGGUUGAAGAGGGACAAGCAACUUUCGAAGAGCUUGGAUGUCUGAAGCGGUUAUUUGCAUUGUCCAUUAGAUUGAAGAGCAUCCCAUGUCUACGGCCUGAAGACCUAACAUGGAUAGGCAGAUUAAGAAAAUUUCAAUACUUUAUUGGUCAAACGGCAAAUUCCUUGCCAAGUAAACAUGAUGAAAGGAGGGUGACUAUCAGCGGGCUUAAUCUUUCAGAAGAAGGGAUUGGGCGGUUAUUGAUCAAUGCAAGUUCUCUAGUCAUGAAUGGCUGUUGGGGACUGAAUCAAUUGCUUGAAGACUUGGCCAUAAACAGUGCUAAUGAAUUUGCUGAAUUAAACAGUUUCAAUACUUUUGUGAGUCUAAAAUCACUCACUAUCACAAGUUCUAACAGCAGUUUCAGGCCACGAGGAGGAUGUGCUGCCCCAUAUGACUUACUACCGCAUUUAGAGGAAAUUCAUCUUCGUGGCCUAACUUACCUGGAAAGCAUUUCAGAAUUGGUUGGCCAUCUUGGGCUUCUAUUUUCUAGGCUAAAGUUGAUUGAAGUGGCAAGGUGUCCCAAGAUCAAAUCUCUUCUUUCUUAUGGGAAUUUUAUUCUCACCCUCCCAAAUCUGGAAGUAAUCAAGAUAAGGUUUUGCGAAAAGUUAGAGGAGCUAUUUAAUUAUGCUUCUGAACAAACUUUUAGUGUAGAUCCUAUAGUUCCUAACCUCCAGAUAUUGGAAUUGAACAACCUCCCCAAGCUAAGAACUCUAAUUUCCAGACCACAAGAAUCAUGUCCACGACUAGAGCACAUCGAUGUUAUCAAGUGUAAUCUCCUUAGGAAGCUACCUCUUACUAUCGAAAAUGUAAAUAUCAUUAAGGAGAUAAGAGGAGAAUUGCAAUGGUGGAACACAUUGGAUUGGGAUAAUGACAAUACUAAGUCAUCUCUGCAGCAUUAUUUCAAACCAGCUGACCCUAAGAAAACUACUGCUGGAAGUGUUUGAAGGAGGAAAAAAUUCCAGUCCAUCUAUCUACGAUAUACACUGUGAAAAGGAAAGCAAUUAAAUUGUUGGUGGAAAAGGUACUAAAGCUUGCAAGAGUGAUGAUGAUUCCCACCUCCAACUCUGCUUUGCAGGCACUCCAUGAACUGUAAAGUACUCAUAUGGCCUUCAAUGUUAGUUUUACUGCCUAGGAGUUUUGGCUUCCUAUCUUCCUCUGCUACAUGCAGAAUUACCAUUUUUGUUUUUUCUCUUUCCCUUUUGCAUUUUCCUUCACAACUCACAUGUAGCUUUUCUCCUUUUUUUUUUUUUUUUUUUUUUUUUUUUUGUGCGUGUGUGUGCGCGUUUAACCUUAUUAGUUUUCAUAUAUAUAAGUUUGUUUCCUUAAGAUUUCUUCAUGGUUCUUAAUGAAUUUCUGACUUUUACUGUAUAUAACUUUGAAUACAAGAAGGGGUUAUGUUUACUUAUUGAGGCAAUUUUGUUUACUGCUUACUUAUACUAUGUUUUUAAAAGCAUGAGAUGUACCUUUCUGUCUAAUUUAGUAAUUAAACUAGCUGAUACUUCUUAUAUAAGACCAAAAAGAAAGUUUUAAAGAAUUUAUUCAUGUUGGGAAAGUAACAUUAUUGUGGACUAAUGCUAACAAAAAGCCCACCAAAAAUGUCAAUCCAAUUGUCACAGCUCACAACUGAGGAGGAUGGCUGUUGUAACAAAACGCCUACAACAUAUUUAUAUAUAUAUAUAUAUAUAUAUAUAAUUUGGCUGAAAAAUUCAAUUUAUGGUCAGCUUCAGUUGAUGAAGAAAUUAAAUGUGUAAAAAAUUUGAUUUUUAUUUCACGUAAGAAGGAUACAAUAGAAUAUUUUCAACUUCAGAAAAUGGAAAUGAAAGGAAGUGGCAUUCUGGUAUCUAACCAUAUUACUAUCCGAUUAGUUAUAGCAAAAUAAUUAAUAACAAUUGAAGUUUGAUCGACAAUUCAAGAUCUAUAGAAUUAAAUUAAGUCAAAUUUUGCAGGCUAGUAGUAGUGCUCUUGAAUGAUCUCUCAUCAUAAAAUAAGAUUUUGAACAUAAACCAAAACACAUAUGAAUUUCAUAUGUUACUAUCAUCAUCAUUGAUGUUUGGGACAACUAAACAAGUUAUCCCCUUAACUUUGUUAACCAAUGUCACACUUUAUCCAUGCAUACUGCAAAUUUAGCCCCUCCAUAAUAUUUACCUUAAAAAAAAGCCCUAAGAAAUUUAAUUCAACCCUUUUUUUUUUUUUAAUUCACCAAUAAGUGAUAUAUAAAUUAUAUAGGAAACAUAUAUUUAAUCAGACCAUUUCCUAAAGGCAAAUUGUAAAAAAUAUAAUGAAAUAUUUUAUUAUGUAGGCUACCAAAUUGAAUCUUUUAUGGUCCUUCAUAAAUGUACCAACUUAAUAAGAUAACUUUUGUAGCUACUAUUCCUUAACCUUUUCAUUGAAAACUAUUUAGUUUCAUGCGUCUAAAUUUUAACCUAAAACUUACAAUUAGACAAAAUAAUUUUUAACAGAUAGAAGGACUGCUAGAAGAUUGCAGCUUCACAAGUAGCACAAUAUCUGUAAACUAUCCAACAGUAGCAGUUGAGCACGUACCUGGACCUUUAAUAGAAGAUCAAACAUCACCAUUUGAAACUUCAACCAAACUUAUGAAGAUAUUGGUUGAUGGAAAGUUGCAUAGAAAUGCUACUUGGGGCAUGUCAGGAACUUUAAAGGAUUUGUUGUAUAUUAGAAGAGGUUGGUCGUAAGGCAAAUGCAAAGAUGCAUGAUGAUGUAGUUCAUGAUGUUGCCAUAUGGGAUUGCAUCAUCAUUGCAUGAUGAAUACAAAUUGUUGGUUUGGUCUGGGAUUGGCUUGAGUGAGAUUUCAGGGGUAGAGUUAUCGAAUUCUCUCAAGAGAGUUUCUUUCAUUAACAACGAGAUCAAUGAGGUACCUACUUGUGAAAUGCAAUGUUCAAAGGCUUCAACCUUACCACUAGGGGGUAACUUUCCACUUGACAAAGUACCUUAAAGAUUCCUGCAAGGAUUUAUACCACUCAGGGUCUUAAAUUUAAGUGGAACUAGAAUCCAAUCAUUGCCUCAUUCCCUUCUUCAACUUAGCAGCCUUCGUGCUCUUCUCCUCGGAAAUUGCUUCUUUCUGGAGGAGUUACCUCCAAUAGGAGCGCUUAGCAGACUUACAGUUACUUGAUCUUUCUGCCACAAGCAUCAGAGAAUUACCUAAAGAAAUGGAAAAAGUUGAUCAACUUGAGGCAAUUAAAGUCGAAAAGUGUAACAACACGGCAUGUCUUCUUGUGAAAUGUUACCUAAGCUGUUCCAAGUAUAAUAAUGUUUCAGUAGGAGGG